AUGGCCACCACCGCGCAGUACCUGCCGCGGGGCCCCGGUGGCGGAGCCGGGGGCACGGGACCGCUUAUGCACCCGGACGCCGCGGCGGCAGCGGCGGCGGCGGCGGCCGCCGAGCGGCUGCACGCGGGGGCCGCGUACCGCGAAGUGCAGAAGCUGAUGCACCACGAGUGGCUGGGCGCGGGCGCGGGCCACCCCGUGGGCCUAGCGCACCCCCAGUGGCUACCCACGGGAGGAGGCGGCGGCGGCGACUGGGCCGGGGGCCCGCACCUGGAACACGGCAAGGCGGGCGGUGGCGGCACCGGCCGAGCCGACGACGGCGGCGGCGGAGGAGGAGGUUUCCACGCGCGCCUGGUGCACCAGGGGGCGGCCCACGCGGGCGCUGCAUGGGCGCAGGGCGGCACGGCGCACCACUUGGGCCCGGCUAUGUCGCCGUCCCCAGGGGCCGGCGGGGGCCACCAGCCCCAGCCGCUCGGGCUGUAUGCGCAAGCGGCCUACCCGGGGGGCGGCGGCGGCGGCCUGGCCGGGAUGCUGGCGGCGGGCGGCGGCGGUGCGGGACCCGGCCUGCACCACGCGCUGCACGAGGACGGCCACGAGGCGCAGCUGGAGCCGUCGCCUCCGCCGCACCUGGGCGCCCACGGACACGCACACGGACAUGCACACGCGGGCGGCCUGCACGCGGCGGCGGCGCACCUGCACCCGGGCGCGGGCGGCGGUGGCUCGUCGGUGGGCGAGCACUCGGACGAGGACGCGCCCAGCUCGGACGACCUGGAGCAGUUCGCCAAGCAGUUCAAGCAGCGGCGCAUCAAGCUGGGCUUCACACAGGCCGACGUGGGGCUGGCACUGGGAACACUGUACGGUAACGUGUUCUCGCAGACCACCAUCUGCCGCUUCGAGGCCCUGCAGCUGAGCUUCAAGAACAUGUGCAAGCUCAAGCCGCUGCUCAACAAGUGGCUGGAGGAGACCGACUCGUCCAGCGGCAGCCCUACCAACCUGGACAAGAUCGCGGCGCAGGGCCGCAAGCGAAAGAAACGCACGUCCAUCGAGGUGGGGGUGAAAGGCGCGCUCGAGAGCCACUUUCUCAAGUGCCCCAAGCCCUCGGCGCACGAGAUCACCGGCCUGGCCGACAGCCUGCAGCUGGAGAAGGAGGUGGUGCGCGUCUGGUUCUGCAACCGGCGGCAGAAGGAGAAGCGCAUGACCCCGGCGGCCGGCGCCGGCCACCCGCCCAUGGACGACGUUUACGCACCCGGCGAGCUGGGGCCGGGCGGGGGCGGUGCAUCGCCGCCCUCGGCGCCCCCGCCGCCCCCGCCGGCCGCGCUGCACCACCACCACCACCACACACUGCCCGGCUCGGUGCAGUGA
Molecule: messenger RNA, 1359 nt
Organism: Neogale vison (American mink)
Lineage: Eukaryota; Metazoa; Chordata; Mammalia; Carnivora; Mustelidae
Gene: POU3F1
Product: POU class 3 homeobox 1
Exons: 1
Coding region: 1-1359 (452 amino acids)
Biological process (GO): brain development; regulation of transcription by RNA polymerase II
Cellular component (GO): nucleus
Molecular function (GO): RNA polymerase II cis-regulatory region sequence-specific DNA binding; DNA-binding transcription factor activity, RNA polymerase II-specific
Source: RefSeq, a predicted model, not a curated record